AUGAUGACAAAGGAAGAAUUAGUUCGUUAUGUUGGCGAUGUUCGAAAUUCUAAGGGUUUUGACAUUGAGAAUGAUACUCCUUUGGUCGAACGGUGGAUGGACCCUGUUGAUCAACUCCAAGGUCCGGAGGCUGCAACCAUUGAAAGGUGUGCUCGAGUUGCUGUUCACCGUUACAAUGUGAAGAAGAAGGGCAAGAAAAUUCUCAAGUUUGACAAGGUUGUCAAGGCAACUCUGGCUAUAAAAAGUAUUCGUGUUUACUACAUAACCUUGGAGGCUGAAUCUAAAAUGAGACAACAACUUAUCAGGCCAGGUGUAUUCACCCCUACUAUUCUGAUCUCAGUUCUCUCUCAGGUAGCUAUUGCUUCUUUAGCUUAUGCUGCUUUUGGUGGCCAAGAAAAGUACGUAAUUUAA
Molecule: messenger RNA, 411 nt
Organism: Dovyalis caffra
Lineage: Eukaryota; Viridiplantae; Streptophyta; Magnoliopsida; Malpighiales; Salicaceae
Source: the annotation of a GenBank genome assembly